AUGGACUACUCUUUUCUGUCGGAGAGCGGUGGUGCUGACAUUGGCCAAUUUGUUGCCGGCAAUGCAAGUCGACUCGGGAGCAAGACCGCUAUAGUUGACAAGCAGCUCUUGAUCUCAUAUAGCGAACUGGACCUUGCGGCCAAAGCUCUGGCUUUGGAGCUCCUGCGGCAUGGCAUAAUGCCCGAAGAUCCUGUCGGCAUCCUCACUAGCUUUGGGGCACAUCACAUUGUUGCUCAACUUGCGGUCGCGUACGCCGGAGCGACCUGCGUCCCAUUGGACCCAAUUCGCCCUGACCGAGACCUGGAGCUGCAGCUACAGCUGGCAAAAUCGAGACUUUUAAUCACGGAUGAGUCGUGCCACGGCCGCGGCCUGUCGGCCCACAAGAUACCGGUCGUUGUUAGCCGAGACCCAGCAGAUGGUGAGAAGGAAGUCCCAGGCCUGCCGCGCACCCUCCCCUCCGACUUCCGUUCUCAUAUCCUAUUUACAUCUGGCACAACUGGAAAGCCUAAGGGUGUCCAAAUUCACGCUCGUGGUAUCAUGAGACUCGCCCGAGAUGAGACCUGCAAGCCCGACUCCAGCGAAGAGGUGAUUGGCCAUCUCAACAAUACUUGCUUCGACCUUUCGCUCGUGGACACCUGGGUUGCUCUCCUCCACGGCGCAACGAUCAUAAUAUUGGAUCGACAGGAGGCGCUGAGCCCGGAUAUCUUUGCUCGCACUUUAAAGGAGAGGCAGGUAACCUACUUGCUGAUCACAGCCGCCUUGUUCCGUGUCAUCGCGGCAGCAUGUCCGAUGGCCUUCUCGGAAUGCAAAACGCUUAUUCUGGGCGCGGAGGCUCCAGACAUGAACUCAUGCAAAGUCGUACUGGAGAACGGACCACCUGGGCGGUUGAUCAAUGGGUACGGACCAACCGAGAGCUGUAUCCUUGCACUUGCACACGUUAUCACUUUAGAUGAUGUGGCCAAAGGCUUCUUGCCAAUUGGCAAGCCCAUCAACCAGACCGUUUCAUACGUCCUGGAUGAAUCUCUGCGGAUGGUGGCUGGCAAGAACACAGGCGAGCUCUAUCUCGGCGGGCAAGGCUUAUCUCGCGGCUAUCUCGACAACCCUGAAGCAACGCAGAAGGCCUUUAUACCAGUUUCGGGGCUCACGUGCAGCGGAGACGCGGUAUCUCUGUACCGUACUGGUGAUCUUGCAUAUACAGACGACGCAAACAACGUGGUUUGGCUUGGCCGGAAAGACCGUGAGGUCAAAAUUAGGGGUUACCGGAUCAACUUAGAUGUCAUCGAGACCGAGCUCUACCUAACAGGCCUGAUCAAGACUGUUGCAGCGGUGAGAGCGGAGCCGCUAGGUUCGAAUGCGCCGUUGCUCGUGGCUUGCAUCACAUAUGCCUCGCCGGAGUCGAGCAACGAUGCUCUGCUCGCGGAGGCAAGAGCCCGUCUUCCAAGCUACAUGGUGCCUCAGCUGGUGCAAUUCGAGAAGAUGCCUCUGACACCGAACGGGAAGGUGGACAGAAAGGAAGCACAUAAGUUGCUGAUGGCGAUGCUUCAUGGCCCGCAGAGUCGGGACGUUCAUGACGAACCGAGAGCGGUGCUUGAUCUCACGGCCUCAGAGAAAGUAUUGAGGGUGCUUUGGAGCCGCAGCCUCUUCACUGUUCCGGAGGAGCAUAUCCGAUUGGAAAGUGACUUCUUUACCCUUGGCGCAACAUCGUUGCAUGUGGCGUCGCUGAUUGCCGGGAUCCGAGCAGAGCUUGACACAUCGCUUCCAGCCCGCCAGAUAUACGAGCAUUCGACGCUGCAUGCUCUGGCAUCACUGCUGGACAGGAAGAAAUCCGAACACGCCGCUGAUGACUUGGACAAGAUCAAAGACGUAUUGCGCAACGACGCCGAGACCCUGUGGAGGGACAUUCCAAUCCCGAAAGGACCGCCCGUGGACUGGCUCUCCGCGGGUGAGGGCAAGGUGUUCUUGACGGGAGCCACGGGCUUUGUCGGCGCGUACUUGCUUUUCGAGCUGAUUCAGUCUCCCGAAGUGCGAGCUGUCCGAUGUCUCGUUCGCGCAAAGACUCCUCGGUCUGCGUUCAAGAAGCUGAGCCAGAACUUCCACAAGUAUCGGCUUCCGAACCUUUCCGAAGAAUUGAUGUCAAAGGUUGUGGUCGUUCCAGGGGACUUGUCCCAGGCCAGGCUGGGUUUGAGUGAGGCAGAAUACCACGAGCUAGCCACUUGGACAAGCAUCAUCUAUCAUCUGGCAGCUCAGGUCAACUACAAUGAGCCGUAUACUGCCACCAGGGACGCCAACAUCUCGGGCACGCUCAACAUACUCAGGCUUGCCGUCUGCUCACGGUCAAAGCCGCUCCACUAUACGUCCAGCAUAGCAGCGUUUGGUCCGACGGGGCUCAUCAGAGAACAAGUGAAGGAGCUAAGUGAGGACGAUCCCCUUACGCCAUACCUUGAGACAACCAUCCCAUAUGAGAUGGGGUAUGGGCAAAGCCAAUGGGUCUCGGACGAAGUGGUCUCACAUCUGAUGCGCCGUGGCUUCCCUGCUGCGGUGUAUCGCCUCGGCGUCGUGCUCUGCAACAGUGGGGACGGUGUCGGCAACCCGGACGAUUUUGCCAGCCGGCUUCUGGCAGACUGCCUGCGACUAGGUAUAUACCCUUCACUCCCCGACCAGCGCAAGGAGUUGCUGCCAGUCGACUAUGUUGCCUCGGCGAUGAGGCUCAUAUCCUUGCGCAAUGACAACCUCGGCAAAGCAUAUCAUAUCACGCCAGACGCUCAGAGCAGUAUUGACAUGAACGAGCUAUUUCGUCUUGCCGCAAAGCUAUGCCAUGUCGACCUGGUUGGCUUGCCAUACGCCGAAUGGGUUGAGCGGCUGCGGCGAGCAGACCAAUCCGGGGCGAAUCCGCGGUUGAAACCCUUACUGCCCAUGCUAGAGGAGAGGGUGUAUGGGGAGCGAGCACGUUGGGAGCUAUAUGAGGGUAUGGCUCGGUUCAAGAAUGACAACACAGCUGCCGCACUGAAGAAAGUGGAGGGAUAUGAAGGCCUGAGACCGGCAGCAAUCGACGCCAACGACCUACGCAAAUACUUUCACUUCCUUCUAGUGGUAGAUUGA
Molecule: messenger RNA, 3099 nt
Organism: Purpureocillium lilacinum
Lineage: Eukaryota; Fungi; Ascomycota; Sordariomycetes; Hypocreales; Ophiocordycipitaceae
Source: RefSeq, a predicted model, not a curated record